GGAUUCCACCCCACAUGGCACCUGCAUUGUUCAGUAAUAAAAGUCCACCAAUUCCCAAGAUAAAUGACUAUUCUAUGCAUCUUGACCAUUCUUUAUUUAUUGUUGUCGAAACGAUAAACCUUUUUUUCUGAAACCAUGCACAUUUUUUUGGUAGUAUUAUAAUGUUCAAUGGAUCUGAAAUUCAUCUCUGCCUCUGCAACUCUCAGAAUUUCAUGCUGUGAAAUAAGGAUCUGGAGCAGAAGUUGUAGAUCCUGAAAUUUUCACUGUGUAGAGUUUGGACCAAAGUUAGAGUUUUUGAGAGACAUCUUUGAGAAUGAGAUACGUGGAAGACAAAGGGUGCUAUAACAACAAUGGACCAACACAAGAGACCCCAAAUAGCAGUGCCAUGUACUCAGAGUUUCACAAAGGAAAAGAUGCUACUAGUGUCUCCAACCACCACCAUCGAGCAACCAUGGGAAAACCAACACCUUCUAAGUGGGACGAUGCACAAAAAUGGCUUGUGGGGUUGUCAAAAGGUGGUGGAGAGAAAAGCCACUCCAAAAGCAAGCCAAGAAACUCAAACGCAGAUGAUUUGAGACUCAUAGCACCUGUGCCACAGAAGGAGAAUGAUUACUCAAGUAGCGAGAAGGAAGAGGAGGAAAAUGAUGCAUGCCAUGAUUUCAUCAUGACUAAUAAUAUUAUUAGUGCUAAUGCUACUGCUGCUCAAUAUGAAGCUGAAGCCAAAAGGGUGGAAUGUGAUGAGUCAAAUUGGAGAAGCAAUAAUAACAAUAAUAAAAGGUCUUCAGAAAAUUACACAAUCCAAGUGCAACCAAUAUGUUUCAGAGACAUGGGGACUGAGAUGACACCAAUUGCUAGCCAAGAGCCUUCAAGAACUGGGACACCAAUUAGAGCCACAACUCCUGCUACUAGAAGCCCAAUUCAUUCAGGGGCUUCAACUCCAAUGAGGGGUCAAAAUGGGUCACAACAUGUUGCUGAGACUACUAGGAAAUGUGGAAAUGGAGAAGGAUCAACAAGCCCUUGCAAGAGGACUCAUGAAGAUCAUCAAGCUAGAAAGUUGAGUCCUCUAGAAAGCCGAGCAAUGGCUUGGGAUGAGGCCGAACGUGCCAAAUAUAUGGCCAGGUUCAAGCGUGAAGAGGUGAAGAUUCAAGCCUGGGAAAAUCAUCAGAUAAGAAAAGCUGAAAUGGAAAUGAAGAAAAUGGAGGUGAAGGCUGAGAGAAUGAAAGCAUUGGCACAAGAAAGGUUUACAAAUAAACUAGCUUCGACUAAGAGGAUAGCUGAAGAGAAACGAGCUAAUGCACAAGUGAAGCUGAAUGACAAAGCUUUGAGGGCUACUGAAAGGGUUGAGUAUAUAAGAAGGACAGGACAUGUGCCUUCUUCUUUCUCUUUAAGCUUUAAGUUGCCUUCCAUUUGCUGGUAGUAGCAAUUUUGCAACCAAUAUAUGUAAUAUCUUGUCGUGUGAAAUAUAAAACCUUCAGUACAAUUGGUAAAAUUUAUCAUGAAGCUGUUGACAUAUAUAAGGUAAUGUUUCAUUAAAUUA
This is a messenger RNA of Glycine soja, 1537 nucleotides long. RefSeq lists its product as uncharacterized. Bases 314 to 1417 code for a protein of 367 amino acids. NCBI's taxonomy places the organism in Eukaryota, Viridiplantae, Streptophyta, Magnoliopsida, Fabales, Fabaceae. The record is from RefSeq and is a predicted model, not a curated record. The transcript has 4 exons.